AUGUCCAAAUUCUUACAACCUUCUUCCACGGAUAGCACCGUUGCUCCGAUCAUGACUCAAAAUGGCGAAGAAGAGACUAAGGUCGUUUCUACCCCACGAAAACCCUCCAAAGGUGGCUGGAAUUCUGCCAUCUUCAUUAUCUUUGUUGAAGUGGCUCUGAGAUUUGCCUACUAUGGUUUGGCUGGUAACCUCAUAACAUACCUCACAAAUGAUCUUCAUCAGUCCAUUUCUACAGCCAUCAAGAACGUCAAUACAUGGGUUGGCGUCUCAGCAAUCUUCCCCAUAUUUGGAGCAGUUGUAGCUGAUUCUUUACUUGGCCGCUUCAAGACCAUCCUUCUUGCCUCAGCUAUUUACUUCAUCGGGAUGGUUCUGCUGACCUUAUCUGUCUCUGUAAUUCCUACGCAUUACCAUGAGGCUGUGUUCUUUACCGCUCUCUACAUACUAGCUAUUGGUGAAGGUGGGCACAAGCCAUGUGUGCAGACCUUCGCGGCAGAUCAGUUUGAUGAGGAGAAGCCGGGGGAGAAGGAGGCCAAGAGCUCAUUCUUCAACUGGUGGUACUUAGGUAUAGUGGCUGGCGCAUCUUCAGCUGUAUUGUUGGUUAUUUAUAUCCAGGACAAUGUCGGGUGGACAGCAGGAUUUGGAAUGCUGACAGGAGCAUUAGGGGUGGCAUUGUUUAUAUUCUUAAUAGGAAUUAAGAAAUACAGGAAACAAGCUCCAGUUGGGAGCCCUUUCACAAUGGUGGCACAGGUGUUUGUGGCAGCCAUGCGGAAGCGGCGGCUGCGGCGCGUGAUAGAGACGCACCAAGGCGGGGGCAUAUGUUAUGAGGCCGGUGGGACCGACAUCGAGGGUCAACCCCGGAGUCGAACUCUGGCAGCCACUAAUCAAUUCAGGUUCUUGGACAAGGCGAUGAUCAUUGACAAUUUGGAUGCCUCAAGCAAACCAAUAAACCCUUGGCGGCUAUGCUCACUCAACCAAGUGGAAGAAGUGAAGCUUGUCCUGCGACUUCUCCCCAUUUGGUUAAAUUGCUUAAUGUUCACUGCAGUAUUAGUUCAAACGCACACUCUUUUCAUCAAGCAAGGUAGCACAAUGAUCAGAUCAAUAGGACCAAACUUCCAAGUUCCACCAGCAUCAUUCCAAAGCCUCGUAGGCCUCACGAUCCUCUUUACAGUCCCAAUUUAUGACCGCAUAUUCGUGCCUGCAGCAAGAAAACUAACCAGACACCGCUCCGGUAUAACUAUGCUGCAAAGGAUUGGCAUUGGCCUCUUUCUGUCUAUAGUUGAAAUGGUAGUAGCAGCUGUAGUAGAGUUUAAAAGGGUUAACAUUGCAAGACAACAUGGCCUAAUGGACACCCCGAAAGCAACAAUACCAAUGAGUGUCUGGUGGAUACUUCCGCAAUACAUGAUUAGUGGAAUCUCAGAUGUGUUCACGGUCGUUGGAUUACAAGAAUUGUUCUAUGAUCAAAUGCCGGAAUCGAUGAGAAGCAUGGGAGCUGCAGCACAUAUAAGUGUGAUUGGAGUUGGGAGCUUUAUCAACACUGCUAUUAUAACUGUGGUGCAGGCAAUUACAGCAAGGUCUAGUGGCAUUUUGCUUGGUGACAACCUUAACCGUGCUCAUGUUGAUUACUUCUACUGGAUCUUGGCAGCAUUGAGUGCUGCAAAUUUUUGUGUCUAUUUAUGGGUUGCUCAUGGUUUUGUAUACAAAAAAGUUGAAGGUGAGGAACAACAGGAAGGCAAGGAAUUGGAAUUUGCUGAACAGGUAGAUGCAAACACAUGA
Dovyalis caffra is the source of this 1773-nucleotide messenger RNA. The record is from the annotation of a GenBank genome assembly. Lineage: Eukaryota; Viridiplantae; Streptophyta; Magnoliopsida; Malpighiales; Salicaceae.